Phascolarctos cinereus (koala) is the source of this 1889-nucleotide messenger RNA. It is a transcript of the gene MKRN2, whose product is annotated as makorin ring finger protein 2. Gene Ontology annotation, molecular function: ubiquitin protein ligase activity; metal ion binding. Gene Ontology annotation, biological process: protein polyubiquitination. The record is from RefSeq and is a predicted model, not a curated record. Lineage: Eukaryota; Metazoa; Chordata; Mammalia; Diprotodontia; Phascolarctidae.
GCCCACACUGCAGUGCCCUACCAAGUGGUCAUCCAGCCUGGAAGACCCCCAGCAAUGGUGAAUCCUAGUACCUACCCAUCAAGCACAUUUGUUCAACUUUUUAAACAAGUCCUGUAGGAAGAUUUUCCUGAUGUCAGGCCAACACCUUGCCUCUUGCAUUUUUAAUUUCUACCGGCUGAGGCUUCAGCAAAACAAGACUCACAAUCCCUAGUUCACCUGACAGUCCUUCAUAUGUUUGUUGGAUAGCUUUUCCUUUGCUCCCUAUGCCUUCCAAGCUCAGAGGUCCCUGUCGCCUCCUAUGGCAUGAUUUCCACUUUGACCUGGGUUUCUUCUGUAGUUCUGUGCUCUUCCAGUAUUAUGCCAGCCAACACAAUGGAUUCACAUCUCGUUCAGAAAAUCAGUUCUAAUAGGUAUUUCAUGCAUGGCGUGUGUCGUGAAGGGAGCCAGUGCUUGUUUUCACAUGACUUAUCAACAAGCAAGCCAUCCACAAUCUGCAAGUUCUACCAGAAAGGCUGCUGUGCCUAUGGAUCUCAUUGCAGAUAUGACCACAUGAGGCCAGCAGCGAUGGCCAGCAGUGGUGCAGCGGGUGCCGGGCCUCACAGCCUACCUUCACCAAUUUUUCACAGUCCACACCCUCAUCCUGAUGUGACUGCGUCUUUAAUGAAAAGCAGCUCCCACGAACCUGGCAAGCGUGAGAAGAGAACGCUGGUGCUGAGAGACCGGAAUCUGUGUGGCUUAACUGAAGAAAAGACCAGGCCCUGUGCUGUGAGUGACCUGGGAGGUUGCAGUUACUCAAACCAUAGCGUGGAGAUGAAGCCUCAUUCCUACUUAGACGCCAUCCGGAGUGGCCUGGGUGGUCUGGAAGCCGGGAGCUCAGACGGCAACGAGCAGCAGCUGUGCCCCUAUGCGGCCGCUGGCGAGUGCCACUUUGGAGACGCUUGCGUCUAUCUCCAUGGGGAUGUUUGUGAGAUCUGUAGGUUACAAGUCCUGCAUCCUUUUGACUCAGAGCAAAGAAAGACGCACGAGAAGCUCUGCAUGGCAACCUUUGAACACGACAUGGAGAAAGCCUUUGCUUUCCAGGCAAGUCAGGAGAAAGUAUGUAGCAUCUGCAUGGAGGUGGUCUAUGAGAAACCAUCAGCCUCGGAGAGGAGGUUUGGGAUCCUGUCCAACUGCAGCCACACAUACUGUCUGUCCUGCAUCCGACAGUGGAGGUGCGCCAAGCAGUUUGAGAAUCCCAUCAUCAAGUCCUGUCCAGAAUGCCGGGUAAUAUCUGAAUUUGUCAUUCCAAGUGUGUACUGGGUUGAAGACCAGAAUAAGAAAAAUGAACUGAUCGAAGCAUUUAAGCAGGGCAUGGGGAAAAAAGCCUGUAAAUACUUUGAACAAGGCAAAGGGACCUGCCCCUUUGGAGGAAAAUGCCUUUAUCUCCAUGCUUACCCAGAUGGGACAAGAGCUGAACCAGAGAAACCUCGAAAACAGCUCAGUUCAGAAGGCACUGUGAGGUUCUUCAAUUCUGUCCGGCUUUGGGAUUUUAUUGAGGACAGAGAAAGCCGGCACAUCCCAGCUACUGAGGAGGAUGAUGUAACCGAACUCGGUGACCUUUUCAUGCACCUUUCAGGAGUGGAAGAGUCUGCCUCGAAUCCUUGAGAGUGAACUGAAGCCCCCUCCCCAGCCCACCCCCUUGCCAUCCCAUACUCUAGGCUCUCUGCCGGACCAGGCCUAUGUAUUUAGAGAGGGUGUGCUGCAGAGUUUUACAUUUACUGCAACGGUAGUUGAUGUGUCGCUUGGAUUAAGUGAGGUUGUGUUAAACCUUUGUCUGAUCCAGUCUCCAUUAUUACAGCAAUGGAAACACUGAAGGCUAUAAAAUAAAAAAUUAACAGAAGUAUAUGUAA